GCAUCAGAUUGAAACCGGUAAAUAAGUAAUUUCCAGCGAAAUGGAGAUGUCUGAGACACAAAUUCACAUUCUGGUGAAUGCUUUAAUGUCAGCAUGUGGCUUUGUUGUCUGUUACAACAUCAUUCCGAAGUUUAAAACGAUGUUUAUCAAUGCCAACCUGUUUGGGAUCGACAUGAGCAAACGGGACAAGAGAAAAAUUCCGGAAUCUCAAGGGAUGAUUUGCGGAGCCAUUUUCCUUGUGAUUAUGUUUUUGUUCAUCCCUGUACCAUUUUACAAACACAUCUUGACAGACAACUCAGAAAAGUCGUUCCCACAUCAUGAGUAUAUAGAAUACAUUGCUGCUCUGUUGUCCAUAUGUUGUAUGAUAUUUUUGGGAUUUGCUGAUGAUGUCUUGGAGUUGAAGUGGCGACACAAACUGUUUUUACCAACAAUGGCCUCUUUACCAUUGCUGAUGGUUUAUUUUGUGAACUUUGAUUCCACAGUCAUUAUAGUUCCUAAACCUCUGCGGUUUUACUUUGGUCAUGAUGUAAAUUUAGGGAUUUUAUAUUACGUCUACAUGGGAAUGCUGGCUGUGUUUUGCACCAAUGCCAUUAACAUUUUAUCUGGUGUAAAUGGAUUGGAAACUGGACAAUCCCUCAUUAUUGCACUGUCUGUACUUAUUUUCAACUUUAUGGAAUUGAAUGGAUGUUGCAGAGAAGCACAUGUGUUCAGCAUUUAUUUUAUUUUGCCUUAUACUGCAGUGUGCUUGGCCAUUUUCAUUCACAACUGGUACCCUGCAGAUGUUUUUGUUGGAGAUACAUUCUGCUAUUUCUCAGGAAUGACUUUUGCUGUGGUGGCAAUUUUAGGGCAUUUUAGCAAAACCAUGUUGCUAUUUUUCAUACCUCAAGUCUUCAAUUUCAUAUACUCGGUACCCCAGCUGUUCAAAAUGGUACCAUGUCCAAGACACAGGUUACCAAAGUAUGAUCCAAAGAGUGACAAAGUAGAGAUGAGUAAAACAAUGUUUAAGUACGGGAAUUUAAAUAUUUUGGGGAAGCUGUCCGUGACUGUGUUCAGGAUGCUGUAUCUUCUGGAGGUGAAGGAGGGGGUGGGAGAGGACAACCAGUACAUGGAGUGUAAUAACAUGACACUCAUUAACCUGGUGCUCAAAUUCUGUGGACCACUGCAUGAAAAAACUCUAGUCACACUUUUAUUAACAUUUCAGAUUUUAUGCAGUUUUCUUGCUUUUGGAAUAAGGUACCAACUUUCCAAAGUGUUUUACGAUUAUUGAAAUCCAAGAGAGAUCAAAUAAAAGCCAGCAUAGAAAUGCAUUAAAAAUAAGGUUUAAGUGAUGUUGAUUUGCCAAAGUCAAGUUAUAUUUAAAAAUUAUUGGAUUUACUCUGCUUUUUAAUUAUGUCUCUAUAUCAGGUGUGUUAAAACAUUAUCAAGACGAUGUCAUGGAAGUAAUAUAAUACAUUUCAUGAUUUAAUAUAUGCUCAUCUACAUUAAUCAUGCAGUGAAAUCUAGAUUACUUUAUUACCAUUUCUAUGACACAUAAGUAUUGAUUUUUUAUACAUGUAUGUCUUAAUAUUUUAAAAAAAUUAAGGAAAACUCAUUUAUCAUUCUUUUAUUUCUGUUGACCAUCUUAGUUCUUUGUUACACCAUAAAAUGUUAUUAUACUUUCAUGUAAGAUACUAAAAUCUGAUUGGUUAAGAUGUAGUUAGUAAUCCGCUCUAUUAUCCUCAUCGUUAGCAAUGCACAUGGCAACGGGUAACACAACGAAUUGUUACAUGCGUGUAAAUUAUGUGCGUACGGUUCGCUGUGGAAUUCACGUCAUUCCAAUAUAAAAGCAGUUAAGUUUUCUUUAAAAUUAAGACAUUCAGUAUAAUAAAAUAAAUAGUGCCUGUUUUGGAGGAUGACAGUUUCAACUGCUACCCUCCAAAACAGGCACUAUUUAUAUAAUGUAACAUUUCAUAUUUUGUUGUUCUAGAAAGUCUACUUUUAUUCAUGGUACUGUUUGUAUAAUUUAAACAUGCAUAUAGUAAAAGUUUUUCUCUCAAUUUGAUAAACUUUACUAAUGUUAAAUCAUAUUUCAUCUCAAAAAUAACGGAAGAUGUACAUUUCUAUGUUACAUGCAUUUUAAGAAGGCAACAUGACUUUGUUAAUGAUAUGUAAUAAUCUUCUAAUGAUUGUAAUGAUUGAUUAUAUUUUAAUCAAUUGGUACAAAUAAUGCUUUUGCCAAAUAUUAUGAAAAACUCAUUCAUUUUAACAACUUCACUAGCCAAGGGUUUCAGUCCACUCCUUUGAGAACCAUAAUAUGUAAUAUGGGGGGGGGCAAAGAGGACCAAAAAUUCUUGGCUUGUGAAGGUGAUAUCAUAAAUGCAUAGAUUUAAACCAACAGACUUUUUUUUUUUUGACAAUCCACAUUGUGUACGUUUUUCUUUCUAUGUUAAGAUAAUUUCCUGUACUUUCCUGUACAGAAACUUUUAUACUAAUAAAAAGAAAGAAAUAUUUAUAACGGCAGGUGCCUGUGUUAACAAUGGUUUUCUUUACUUUUUUGCAGCAGCAUCUAGCCAUAUAUGUUGCUUAAUUUUAAUACGGUAUUCUGUGUACAUGUAACUAUGACAUUUUCAAAACAAUUCCAAUAUUUUAUACAAACUUAUAGGAUUUUUCUUACAAACCUUAUGUUAUAUGUUUAUUAUAUUUUGAUUGCGAAAGUAUUUUUCUAAACUAAGGUAGUUUUUUCAAUUAAAGGGAAUAUUUGCAAGUAUGUUAGCAAAUCACAGAUUGUGUUUCACUGUAGGAAUAACACGGAAGCCGAAUUUGUUUUAAUAAGCAAAAUGAAUGUUUAUAGAAAUUUUGUAAGCAUUUGAAGUUGUUUGUAUAACAUACUAGUCAAUACAAUUUAUAAAUCGAAUUUAUAAGGUUAAA
Messenger RNA from Magallana angulata, 2907 nucleotides. Its product is annotated as UDP-N-acetylglucosamine--dolichyl-phosphate N-acetylglucosaminephosphotransferase-like. Gene Ontology annotation, molecular function: UDP-N-acetylglucosamine-dolichyl-phosphate N-acetylglucosaminephosphotransferase activity. NCBI's taxonomy places the organism in Eukaryota, Metazoa, Mollusca, Bivalvia, Ostreida, Ostreidae. The transcript has 8 exons. Bases 41 to 1267 code for a protein of 408 amino acids. Gene Ontology annotation, cellular component: membrane. The record is from RefSeq and is a predicted model, not a curated record. Gene Ontology annotation, biological process: protein N-linked glycosylation; dolichol-linked oligosaccharide biosynthetic process.